AGCGUUAAUACUCAUUUAUUGCCAAUAACAGUGGCGAAAUUUGAGAAACCGGCCUUCGUUUUGCUAAUUACCGCUAGUUCACGUUAUUUCCACUCUGAUUUAAUACGGCGAGAAUAAAUCGUUUUUUUUUUCAAGUUUCUAUUGAAGAAAUUAUUCAAGCAACAAUGUUGAAGCUCGUAACGGCAGCGCCGUGUUAUUGCGAGCGAGCGUGAUAUUGUGCGAAAUGUUAGCGUUUUACAGAAUGCGUUUUCCUAUUGUUAUUAACCGGGAAACUUAUUUAUUACAGAUUGUCCUUAGCUGGCUGCAUCCAGUCACAAUGCUACGGCUAGCUGUCUAGCAACCCCCAGUGCAGUUGAACGGAGUGGAGCUAGCUGGCGGUUAGCUUCAUGUCAGCGCUAGCUAGCAACCUGGGCUGACAUUCCGUGACAAGGGGAAAGUGAAGAAAAUAACCCGAGUGAAGGAAAACACUAAGUCAGGAAAUUACACCGCAAGCACUUGCUUUUGUUCGACGCGUAGCGGCUUUGCAUGCAUUGUUUAAAUGGGUUGGGGAUACUGGAGGAGUGGGAAUGACUGACACUCCGCCAAGUGAUGGCCCCUCCCAGGGAGCAGAGUUUGACAUGAUGGGUGCUUUGGACUGGAAGGAUGGUAUUGCGACGUUGCCAGGCAGUGAUAUCAGGUUCCGCAUGACAGAGUUUGGGACUCUUGAGAUCGUCACAGACCUAGAGGUCAAAGGGCAGCAGGCAGCACCCAAUAGUGAGACCUUGGACCCUGCACAGUCUCACACUCCCACCCCUCCACCAGAGGGCCAAUCACAGCCUAGCAAAGCCGCAGCUCCAGCCAAUCAGAGUCAGUCAGGAUCAUCUCAAGCUAAAGCCCCUGGACCUGUGCUUCUUUCGUUAGAGGAGGGCCCCAGCAUGGAGGGCCCUAGUGUGGAGGUCGGUCCCAGUGUUGAAGUUGGCUCUAGCGCAGAUGCAGGUCCAAAUGGAGAACUGUCAAGAUGCCGGGCUUGUGGUGGCCGUGUUCCCCGGGAUGCCCUCUUUCAGGGCAAAUUCUGUAGCUCCAUCUGUGCCCAGCCCUCCAGUGGCAGAUCAUCUCCAGGGGAGGCGAGGGAGAGUCAUGCAGUAGAGGGUGAGAGGCUGGGUAAACGUGUGCGUAAAAAGAGAAAAAUCUAUAUGGAUUCUGGUGAUGAGGAGGAAGAAAACCAAGAGGAACCAGAGGAAAAGGCCAAGACUACCAAAGGCAGAAGAGGUGCCAAAAUUGCCAAACUGGCGAUGGCCGCACCCAAUAAGAAGCGGGCGUGGAGCUGGCCUGCGUAUUUGGAAGAGGAGAGGGCCAUUGCUGCUCCUGUUAAACUAUACAAAGAGCACCAGUCGUUUCCUCAGAGCAGGAACAGUUUUAAGGUGGGAAUGAAGCUGGAGGGACUCGACCCGUCUCAUCCGUCUCUGUUCUGUGUACUCACUGUUGCAGAGAUCCAAGGUUAUAGGAUAAGACUCCACUUUGAUGGUUACCCCGAAUGCUACGACUUCUGGGCCAACGCUGACUCAUGGGAUAUAAAACCAGCUGGCUGGUGUGAGAAGAAUGGACAUAAGUUAUUGUUGCCCAAAGGUUGUAAGGAUGGAGAGUUUAACUGGAGCAUGUAUGUGAAGAACUGCAGGGGUCAGCUGGCUCCAAAACAUCUUUUCAAGAGCCUCAACACAUCUGUGACGCCGUCUGGAUUCAGAGCAGGAAUGAAGCUGGAGGCAGUGGACAGGAAGAACCCAGCACUGAUCUGUGUGGCCACCAUCGCUGCUGUUGUUGACAACCGACUGCUCAUUCAUUUUGAUAACUGGGACGACACGUAUGAUUAUUGGUGUGACGCUAGCAGUCCAUACAUCCAUCCUGUGGGGUUCUGUGAAGAGGCCGAGCUUACUCUGACCACUCCAGCUGGUAAGACACAGACCAAGACACACGUGGAAUAUAAGCAACCCAAGAGUUUCUCAUGGGAGAAAUAUCUGGAAGAGACGGGCACACAGGCUGCUCCUGCUCGGGCUUUCAAACCACGACCUCCACAUGGCUUCCAGUUUGGGAUGAAAGUGGAAGCUGUUGAUAAGAGGAACCCCAUGCUCAUCCGUGUUGCAACUAUAGUGGACACAGAGGACCACCGACUAAAGAUUCAUUUUGAUGGCUGGAGCACAGAGUAUGACUACUGGGUGGAGACGGACUGCCCUGAUCUACACCCUGUAGGGUGGUGUCAGAAAACUGGACACCCACUGCAAUACCCAAACGGCUCCAGUGAUUUAUUAGCUGCCCCAGGACAAGGAUGUCCUACCCCAGGAUGCAACGGGGUUGGCCACAUCAGGGGACCUCGUUACGGGACCCACUACACUCAGGUGAGCUGUCCCUACUCAGAAAUGAAUCUGAACAAGGAGGGCUUGCUGCCAGAUCGCCUCAGCGGAGAGCGACCGCUCGCCCUUAGCGGACCUCAUUCUCGUGGGCGACGCCCCGAUGCUCACACAAACACUAUGACACCGACCACCUCGAUGCCCGACCAGCCGGAAGGAGCUGAAGACUCCCAGAACAGGAAACCAGUGACAGUGGAAGCUGAGCGUUUAGGACGCAACAGCCAGCCGGAGCCAGCAGGUGGAGCCAGUGAGCAGAGCCACAAUGGAACAAGGCCUAAACGGACUGCUCCAGUCCCCAAAUACCUGAAAAUGCACUAUGUCAAAGAGGAGAUUGGUGAUAGUAAAGCCUCUCCAGACGCCAUCUCUCUUCAGCAGGCCCUCCACGAGUCGGUGUUCUCUCCCGGCAUCUCUGCCUCCCCCCCCCACCGGGUGGCCCUCUGCUGGGACAAGCACUGCCAGCUGCUGCCUGAGGUCCUGGGGCUGACUGCCAAGAGAGUGGCCACUUGGAGCGCUGAGGAGGUGGCCUGUUUUGUCAAAGGACUCCCAGGAUGUAAAGAACAUGCUGCUACAUUCAAAACAGAGCAAAUAGAUGGCGAGGCCUUCCUGCUGCUCACCCAAGCAGACAUCGUCAAGAUCCUGUCAAUCAAGUUAGGACCCGCCCUGAAGAUCUACAACUCCAUCCUCAUGCUGAAGAACGCGGACGAAGAGUAAGACCCAGUUCCAUCAACACUCACCUACAGACAUUUGAUAAAAUCAGCUGGGACAGGUUUCGUCUGUCAAGCUCUGCAACGGUGCAGCUACACGAGAGAAGCAAGUGGAAGCCAUCAUCUUUUAAAACGUCCAUCUCCCCCCUCCUCCUCCUCCCUCCUCUCUCCAUGAUGGACAGUACUGAGCAACCCUGAGGGAGAGUUUUUACAUGAUACCAUGAGGAUUUAUAUCGUGUUUGUUUACUGAAUCAUUAAAAAAAAAAAUACUACAAGCACCUUCAAUGCUUCUUAACAUUGUACAGUUCAUGGAUUGGAUUUAGUGUCAUGAUUCUGUUGAUUUUUUUGUGUUUGUUUUAUUUGAACUGUAAUGGUGCUUGAGCUCAGAGCAGAUGGAACAAGUGUGUGUGUGCUUUGUUGCUUUUUUUAACAGGCAACAGAUAAUUUCUUUUCUUUUUUUUUUGAAAAAGCUGCAAAAUACAAUCGUGAGUUGGUGAGAGGUUUUUAAAUGUGAAACCCAGUGGAGAAGAAGCACUAUGUAGUACAGCCUUUCUCCUCUAGGUGGAGAAAGUGGGCCGCUCCACAGGCCCGAAGGCCAGAGAGUUUGUUUAAAUUGGAGCUGGCUGAAGCUUAGAUUGAAUGGGGGAUGGUUAAAACUUUCUGUGUGUGUGUGUGUGUGCGCGCGCGCAAAUGUGACCAAGUGUGUUUGAGAAAUGAGGCUGUCGUUCCCCACCAGCCCUUGUGCGUUGCUUUUCUGGUCAGAGGAUUGUUUUUUGACGAGCAGGGCUAAGGGCUAAAGUUUAAAUUAAGGAAACUUGCAGUCGUUUUAAGGUGGAACGAGACAACAAACCAGCUCUGUUCUUCUCGAUCUGCCCUUUUCUGGGGAAACGGCACAUGAUUACGAAUGUUUAAAAAAAAAAAAAAACAGCCUUUAGUUGUUUUGUUGAUCUCGAUUCAAAUAACCUCCGUCAUUCACAUUGUAAAUAGUAAACAGCUACAAAUGGACUGUCCUCGCUCCCUACCAGAGUUUACUCCUGCUUGGUUAUGCAAAGGCUUGACAUCUGUCGACAGGGAAGGACAUUGUGACAGUAAACUGAAAAAUACGAGCCUCAACUCAUACAUAGAUUUUGAGAAAAAACAAACAUUGUACGUGUCUUUGUAAAUCAGCGUGUACUUCAGCAAGUUGGAAUGUGUACAUCAGCAACUGUUUAUAUGCAAACAGCUUUUAUUUAUGUAUUCUAAUUUAAGGGGUAAUGGUACGCUGUUUUGGCUCCGAGGUAACUGUGGCUGUCUGAUGGAAUGGGUGAAAAUAAAUGAGAUGCACACUG
This is a messenger RNA of Acanthopagrus latus (yellowfin seabream), 4413 nucleotides long. It is a transcript of the gene l3mbtl1b, whose product is annotated as L3MBTL histone methyl-lysine binding protein 1b. The transcript is spliced from 22 exons. NCBI's taxonomy places the organism in Eukaryota, Metazoa, Chordata, Actinopteri, Spariformes, Sparidae. Bases 567 to 3092 code for a protein of 841 amino acids. Gene Ontology annotation, biological process: regulation of DNA-templated transcription. Gene Ontology annotation, cellular component: nucleus. The record is from RefSeq and is a predicted model, not a curated record. Gene Ontology annotation, molecular function: zinc ion binding; protein binding.